Messenger RNA from Amaranthus tricolor (Joseph's coat), 1547 nucleotides. RefSeq names its product inositol oxygenase 1-like. Gene Ontology annotation, molecular function: inositol oxygenase activity; iron ion binding. Gene Ontology annotation, cellular component: cytoplasm. The record is from RefSeq and is a predicted model, not a curated record. Bases 299 to 1255 code for a protein of 318 amino acids. Lineage: Eukaryota; Viridiplantae; Streptophyta; Magnoliopsida; Caryophyllales; Amaranthaceae. Gene Ontology annotation, biological process: inositol catabolic process. The transcript has 10 exons.
CUGUUCCGUGGGAUAAACCAUCCCGAUAGAGAUCUGCUAAAAAAAAAGAAAGAUUAUAUGAAAAUCAAAUCUAAAAUCUGACCACCAAAAUUAUUCCGAAUUUCAAGCAAGGACUUCCUCAUGUUAUAUUUUGUUUAUAAGGACUCUUUAUCUGACUAUAAAUAGGGCAACCUAAUUCUUUUCUCACACAUCACAACCAUUCAAUUUCCAGUCAUACAACUCCUAAAUUUUUUCUUUCCACUUUCGUUGUCAUUUUGAUUAUUUUUCUUCAUUUCUAUCAUUUAUUCUUUUAUUUAACAUGACUGUUAUCGUCGAGGAGCCCGUUUUUGAAACCCAAGAGGAGAUAAAAAAGGUACGCUUGGAUACAAAUGAAUUAGUACUGGAUGCUGGAUUUAAGAUCCCUGAUUCUAAGGACUUAGUCUCAAACAAUGGAUUUUCAACUCCUGAUAUUAAUGCCUUUGGCAACACUUUCAGAGAUUAUGACGCGCAAACUGAAAGGCAAAAAAGUGUUGAAGAAUUUUACAAGCAAAACCAUAUCCAUCAAACCGUUGACUUUGUGAAAAAGAUGAGAGAAGAAUACAGGAAAUUGGAUAAGGUGGAAAUGAGUAUUUGGGAAUGUUGUGAACUCCUUAACACAGUUGUGGAUGAGAGUGACCCUGACUUGGAUGAGCCUCAAAUUGAACAUUUGCUCCAAACUGCUGAAGCUAUUAGGAAGGAUUACCCUAAUGAAGAUUGGCUCCACUUGACUGCCCUUAUUCAUGACCUUGGAAAGGUUUUAGUUCACCCAAGCUUUGGAGAGCUUCCUCAAUGGGCUGUUGUGGGCGACACUUUCCCUGUUGGAUGUGCAUUUGAUGAAUCUAUUGUUCAUCAUAAGUAUUUUAAGGAAAAUCCAGAUUAUAAUAAUCCUGAUUAUAACACCAAGAAUGGUAUAUACACUGAAGGAUGUGGUCUAGAGAAUAUCAUGAUUUCUUGGGGUCAUGAUGAUUACAUGUACCUGGUAGCCAAGGAAAAUGGUACAACUCUUCCUCCAGCUGGUCUUUUCAUCGUUAGAUUUCACUCUUUCUAUGCUCUGCAUAAAUCUGGAGCAUACAUGCAUUUGUUGAAUGCUGAGGAUAAAGAGAAUCUGAAAUGGCUCCAUAUUUUCAACAAAUAUGAUCUAUACAGCAAGAGUAAAGUUCGAAUUGAUGUGGAGAAAGUAAAGCCAUACUACCUCUCCCUCAUCAACAAGUAUUUCCCAUCAAAGCUAAGAUGGUAGAAAUUUUCGAAGGGAUUAUCUACAAAUUUCACACUGUAAUUAGAGUUAAGGCAUUUUGAUUGGUUUUACAAAACCAAAUUAAUAAGUUUAGUGAGACAAAUUAUGGUUUAUUUUUAAUGUUUCAUGUAUUAGGCAUCAUGUAUUAUGUAUCAUGUACGUAUUACGUAUAUGUAGCUUUUUUCUAUGUGUAUUCUCCAAGUAAUGGUCAAUUGCAAUGUAACAUUAGCUGUGUAUUGAUCAUUGGAUCAUUCAUUUAAUAAUAACUUUACUUUGAAAGAUUUUUUAAUAUUAU